AUGGAGAUCUGCCGUGCCGAUGUAAAGUGGGCCAUAGCCAACGCCAAAGGCUACCGCUAUGGAGCACACAGAGAGACAGAUCAGGUCCGUGACCAAGGGAAGUACGCCGAGAAAACGAAGAAGAAUCACAACGCGACACUCGAGCGCUACCUGCCAUGGCAUCUCGGUAGAUUGCGAUAUGACGCCGUCCAGUGUGAGCAGCCGAUUCACCUCGACCCCGAUUCUCCUCUUUUAUCUCCCCCAUGUGAAUUGGCCACGUUGGACAUCAACGACAAAGGAUCCGAUCUCGACCCAACUGAUGACCCUCUUCUCCUGGAUGACACAUCAACUCACAUUGCCGACAGCGACAGCAAUGCCCUUCCAGUUUAUUCGCUCGCCUCCCCCGUCGGAUUCGGCGAUGGGAGGAAGCGACUACAGUGGCGAGACAGUGGUCGCCAGUGA
Messenger RNA from Rhinocladiella mackenziei CBS 650.93, 441 nucleotides. RefSeq lists its product as uncharacterized. NCBI's taxonomy places the organism in Eukaryota, Fungi, Ascomycota, Eurotiomycetes, Chaetothyriales, Herpotrichiellaceae. The transcript is spliced from 2 exons. The record is from RefSeq and is a predicted model, not a curated record. The coding region runs from base 1 to 441 and encodes 146 amino acids.